AUGUUUAAAAAAGUCACCAAAUCUGUACUAAAUCAAACGGGUGAAGCAAGAGGCCUUGUCCCAGUUCACAGCAUCUUUGACCAUGAACGUUUCAGACCCCUCUGUCUAGUGAGAAGAAAAAGAAAAGCCAUAUUCCACCCAUCUCCCAGCUACAGACAGACAUGUUUCAAACUCAAUGAUGUGCUGCUGCCUGGAGAAGACGCUGAAAGCACAGAGUCCCUCUUUCCCAACGGAGAUGGUCAAGAUUCAACGCAAUUUACAGUCCAAGCAAGCACCAGGGACAGAAUUGAUGGGAGUCUAAGCCUUCCUAUCAUCUCUACAAGCGUAGAUGUGAAAGGAGCUGCCUCCUUGUUCAAAGGGUGGUCCAUCAAGCUGGAGAAGGACCUUGUACCAGCAAAAGCACUUGAGGCACUGCGUAACAAAAGAAAAAUUAAUAUGGAUCACUCCUUCAUUCAACAACUAAAGAAAACAGAACAAAAUUUAUACGUGGUUCUUGAAACAAUAAAAGCCUCAGAGGAGACCAGCUAUGAGGAAUCCACCGAGGUGGAGGGGAGCUUCAUGACCCAGUUUUACGCCAAGUUCUACGCAAAGGGCAUCAGAGAGAACAAACAAAGCAUAACUAUACCCAAGGACUGCACCCUGGCCUUCCGGGCACUCCAACUGUGCAUUACAGAUGGAUCAUGGUAUCUUGACUAUUUCCCAGAAGUACAUGAAUUACUGUUGGCAUCUGAUGGUUUCUCAUCAGGAAAGUUACGAACAUUGGAGGAAGAAGUUAAAAAUAGUUGUCAAAUUCUCUCCGAGUUGUCUUCUGAUCUGUUCGUUGUAUUUUUAAAAGCCAUCAAAGCUGUGAUGAGAGACAGGAACCUCUUUCAAGAGCUGAGCCAGAAAAUGGAAGCAGUUCUUGAUGAACCUGAUAUUUGGGAGCUGAAAACAGACACUCCAGACUUAGAAGAUCUGUUGAUCAGCUUACACAAUUUUUCAAGAGAUCAUCUCCUUCAGCUGGCAGAAGCAAUCACCUACAUUCUUGAUGCUUUAGAUGAGCUAACGGAGGAUCAGCUGCUGCUAUUGCUAGAGUCCUUGGAAGACAAGAUUGUGUCCCAACAGCUUAAGCUGGUUGAGAACAUCUUGGAACACGACAUAGAACACAGGAAGGAGCAUUUCAGCGUGGAUGCCAGCUUAUUCUCCUUCUCACAAGAAAAGGAACAAGAAUUAACCACUGCAAUGGUUGAGAUGAGCGGAGUGAAGCUCCAGGAAGAUGGAACUGCUGUCUGUACAGAAGCAGCCACCACAACCGUAGCAGCCCUGUAUGUGUCUCUGUACAUCCUCAAUCUUCUGAGUAACUCAGAUUAG
Molecule: messenger RNA, 1350 nt
Organism: Cariama cristata (Red-legged seriema)
Lineage: Eukaryota; Metazoa; Chordata; Aves; Cariamiformes; Cariamidae
Product: gasdermin-A-like
Exons: 9
Coding region: 1-1350 (449 amino acids)
Biological process (GO): pyroptotic inflammatory response; defense response to bacterium
Molecular function (GO): phosphatidylinositol-4,5-bisphosphate binding; phosphatidylserine binding; phosphatidylinositol-4-phosphate binding
Source: RefSeq, a predicted model, not a curated record